GCAGGUCCUCUACACGAAUAUAAUUCUUCCUGUCGUUUGCAGACACGGACAGAAAUGUCGGUGUCGCCUGUGGCCAGCUUCAAGGAUGAAUCAUUGAAACAUGGAAAAUUCGAGGACUUAAUUCGAAAUGACCGACGCGUUCCGCUCAUGAUGCGAAACGGACAACGUAUCACCGGGCCCCCAACAAAUUGGCAAGGACCAUUACCCAGUAAAGGAUCAGAGGUGUUCAUAGGAAAACUGCCUCUCGACGUUACUGAAAUUGAAUUGUUGCAAUUUUUGGAAAAGGUUGGUACAGUAUAUCAGUUUCGUCUCAUGAUCGACUCUCGAGGACAUAACAAAGGAUUUGGGUUUGUCACCUACGCCGACCCGGCCACCGCCCAACGAGCCGUUAAGGAAUUGGACCAGUCAUAUCUACGAGAACAUAAGCGGAUCGCGGUCGUUUUAUCUAUUGAUAACCGAAGACUUUUCUUUGGCGGACUGCCACCAUUGGCAAGUGCCGAGGAUAUACUCAAUGAGGUGACGGUUCGAGUGAAGAACGUAACCAAUGUGAUACUUUAUUCGUGCGCAAAUGACCGGGCCAGAAACCGUGGUUUUGCAUUUGUAGAAUUUACAGAUCAUAUGUCGGCAGCAAUUGCUCGUAAGGAACUACAGCAAGAAGAAAAAAGCCGGAUGUUUAUGGAUAUGAAUGAGCAUGGACAUAAGAUACAGGUGGACUGGGCUGUUCCGGAACCACAAGUGGACGCCGAGCAAAUGGCGAACGUAACGAAUUUGUUUGUUCGCAAUGUAUCCGUCAACGUCUCCGAGCAUCAGCUAUUGAAGCUUUUCUCCCUCGACGAAACUGUGGAAGUCACUCGCGUACGACGCCCGUCUAACUAUGCCUUCAUCCACUUCGCCCGACGAGAGGACGCCGAAUGUGCCAUGAAAAAACUUGACGGCUUCAAAUUGGACGGAUUGAAUCUCGAAGUGGAAUGGGCUAAGCCGCCGCCUAAAAAAGAUCGCUAUAAUUACGAAAGCGAAAAUCGGUACCAUGGCCAACCUCAUAGGACGCUAGGCCGUAAAGGCAAGUCGCACACGUUGCUUCCGAGACAAAAAAUACGUCAUCCAGUAGCAGACCAGCCGAUGGCAUACCCUGGGCAGGCCCUUUUACCGGCUUCACCAACGUACGUUCUGCCAGCGCCGAUCGCGUCAAAACCUGAUCAUAUGAAAGAGGUAGAUGCUUUGGCCCUUCAAUUAUUCGGCUGCACGCCGAAGUACGAAACGUUAACGUGUCCCAUGGAAGACGGACGUAAACAAUAUUAUCCUUGUGUAAUCCUUGCUGGACAAAGAGAGGUGGUAAACGUCGUGUACGGUGAUCGUGAGUCAGCCUUGGAUGCCGCGGCCGCGCAUUGCCUUGCCAGAUUACAAGCGACAUUUCAGGUAUCCAACAUGACCCGAGUAUCACUUGCUGCUCGUCCUCUUGAUGGCCUCGCUCUAACUGGCGUCCAAGCUUCCUUACAGGCUAUUCAUCUCAAUGACGGUGCCAUUCAUACUCCAAUGAUGGGUUUUGUUCCGCCCGACCACGUGCCCGUCCGUCUUGCGCAACUCCAGGCGAUUCCCAGGUUUUUUUCGGGCAUGCCGUGUCCUAUCAUAGGUGGACCUAGCUAUCAUCAUUAUAAUACGAUGGGCUAGAAGAUGCUGCCGACCAGAACAUUCAAGCCGAUCAGGAAAGCGAACCGUAAAACCUGCAGCCAAGCUCAAUUAUUGGGGUGGUUUAGGCCGGCUGGGAAGUUAUGAUGAGUUUACCAUCAAUGCAGAUCUUAUAUGAGGUAUAGUAACACGCAUUCAGUGUCGUUAUUGCUCGCAAAAGGCUUCACUUCAAUGAAAUCCCAAACUGAAGACCAGAGUAGUACUUAAAAUUGCUAAAUAGUAUUGUGUGAUGUGAAGAUGAGCUUGCACAAACGUAUGGGUCCACAUCCUGAACAUAAAUGAUAGGUGACGCUCUAAGUCUCAGAUGUCGAUCGUAUUAGGUAUCCAUGAAGUACGAUUAUAUAUAUACAGAACGGCUAACAUAUUUUUUAGCUGGUAGGAAAAAUAGAAUAUCUUCAAAUUGAUAAGCGCCAUCAUGCAGAUAUGUGUACCAUAUCGACCACAUCUGACAUGUAUUUGUUUGUAUAAUAGUUAUCUUAAACGGUAUGUCUCGUGAGGCUGCUGCCUACAAAAUUCUAAAUAUCGAUGCUACAAAACUGACCAAAAACUUCAACAACAAUGUAUCACGUCUUAUCGUUGUACGAUUGUGGGAUUUCGGUUUUUGUCGAACGCUCACCUCUCCAUACACGUGCUAUAUCGAUAGAAGAUACACAGAAUAGUUUCGAAAAGGAUAAGAUACCUAUUAUUGAUCAUUUGUUAAUUAUUCAGUCAUUUUCGCAUACUAUGGAUUGGGUAGGCAUCUACCUGAAAGCAGAAAACUGCCGUACAGUUCUGUGACUUUAUUUGGUAGACUACGGUGAACAUUGCUAAUGGUUAGUGAGAGUCUUACACGAAAGAAAAAGCUAUCCAUCACGUUACAAAAUACGCUUAGGUUUAAAAUGGCCUAAUUGAUCAGUCUCGCAGCCUAACCCCUAUACUCCACAUUUUGAGUGUAGAGUUAUAGAAGAAAUUCAGCUGUCCUAGUAACCGUUACUUUAGAAGCGCCUACUUUUCAUUUAGUCGACGAAUCACAUCGGAAAUCAUCUCUGGACCAAGAAUUAUAGUCAUCUAACAAUCGGUAAAUAUUUCAAGUGUUUGUAUUUGUUUGUACCAUUGAUUUGUGUCGAGGUUCAUAUGGAGAUGUGGGGAGUCCGGGAACGUUUCCAGCUGAAAUUUCAACCCUCUGUAAAUACUGAGUAAAAGUUAACGACGUUAAAAAAAUGCUGAAUUUUCUUCUAUUAUACAAAUAGCAGGAGUGUUCAAAUUCACCUCUCCCAUGUCAAUGAUGUAGUAUGAUAGUUAGCACGAAGUUUCGUAUUUGUUAACAAUAACGUCGAUAGACUUAGGCCUAUGUGACCGCUCGGUCAAUUAUUUCGCUCCUGCCUAAUGGCUACAGAAAAAAAAAGUAUUGAGAUGGUUUCGGGCAGAUCUGCUUGAUCCCCAGCCUAGAAACUAUGCGAUAUUCUUCUAAGUAAGGUCAUCACUAAAUGUUUGCCCAUAAGCCUUCUAGCUAUUCAGGACGCUUAAUCUUGAAUGAGCUUCGGUGAUCUACAACCAUCUAAUCAAAUGUCUUAAACCCACCGUAAUCUAAAGUUUUUACUAGUAUUUUACAAUAUAUAGGCUUUCUUUCAAUGAAUACACGUUCACCUAAGGUAAAAUAGUGUUUUUUUUUUUAACCACACUUGAACUAAAUAAGGUAUUAUAAUUAUUUGAUCAAUAAAAGAACUUUUAUGAUGAUAAAAGUUCUUAAACUAUUAGAUAAUAGUCUGGUUAGCAAGAUACAGAUUGGGAGUAUCAAAAAUCAUUUAUAAAACACUCUUACCUCAACGAUGCCCAGCUUCGUACAUAAUCUGUUAUUCUGGUUUUGCCGUGACGGUAAAACAAUUUGAAUUUCUCUUGUCCGUAUCAAUGGCAAUCUAGUGUCACAUGUAGCCUCUACUAAUGUAUGGUAUGAUAAUAGAUAUUUAGGAACUACUAUAUACAGUAGAGCCAUGCAAUGAUAGGCAGGCCCGUCAAUGAUAUGAUAUAAUGAAAAAUGUCUUCACAUAUCAUUUUCUCACUUUGACAUUGCUUAUUAGCUUAUGUUCUGUACGCCAUUGUAUGCUGUUACCAUCACAGACGGCUCUUAAUCAGCGAGAGAAAACUCUAAUGCUACUAUUGUUAUUGUUAUCAUUAGUGCUAUCAUUAGAAAGACGUAAAAUGAAGAUAAAUAAAAUAAGCUUAACGAAAUACAUACGAUUCACUGAGCACUGGCGUCUAGAAUGCUUGAAAAGAAGAUGGACUUUUUCACACUGGCAGCUAAACCUUCUCCGUGCAUAUGUAUGUGACUGCGUGCAUGUUCAAAAAGGCUAAUGUAAACGAUCAUCAGCAAAUUAUCAAUGAUUAAACAAUGCUCAUAGAAACAGUACGUAGAAGGCUCGUCAACAGCUACGGAUUCCUCAAAAGAGUCCUUUCGACACUACAGUUUACCUAACAACAAUCAAUUGAAGGAAAGUCGGGAUGGGCAAAAGAUCGGGGUUUAGGUAAAAAAAAUUGCGUAAUUUUCUUUGUUCGCUGAAUAGCUCCAGUACAUGUGUCUUAGCAAAAAACUUUUUUUUUUUUUAAGUUUCACUUGGAACAAAAAUCUAGACUUAGAAUAAUCUAGAUCCAAAUAAAGAUUCGAAUCACAUACAUAUACAUCCACACGUACAUACACAUACAAUUAACUGUUGCGCGGGGGAUAAUCGAAAACAAUGAACCUUUUUUAUGAAAUUUUUAUACAAAUCAUACUUUAUCUAUAGUGGAAAUAUAAGAUGAACCGUCAAAAAUGUUUGUUGUUUUAAAGGUAUUUAGAAAAUGAAAAUUAGCCCAUGAAAGCUAUUUAAACAAUAUAAGUUUUCCCUAUUUUGUACGAUUUCCUUUUAAUAAACGAAACAAAAAACAACAACCAUAUGUACAGAAUAAAGGA
Molecule: messenger RNA, 4612 nt
Organism: Varroa destructor (honeybee mite)
Lineage: Eukaryota; Metazoa; Arthropoda; Arachnida; Mesostigmata; Varroidae
Product: RNA-binding protein 47-like
Molecular function (GO): RNA binding
Source: RefSeq, a predicted model, not a curated record